Messenger RNA from Nannospalax galili (Upper Galilee mountains blind mole rat), 1068 nucleotides. RefSeq names its product olfactory receptor 12-like. Gene Ontology annotation, biological process: G protein-coupled receptor signaling pathway; sensory perception of smell. Gene Ontology annotation, molecular function: G protein-coupled receptor activity; olfactory receptor activity; odorant binding. The record is from RefSeq and is a predicted model, not a curated record. Gene Ontology annotation, cellular component: membrane. Lineage: Eukaryota; Metazoa; Chordata; Mammalia; Rodentia; Spalacidae. Bases 1 to 1068 code for a protein of 355 amino acids. The transcript is spliced from 2 exons.
AUGCGACCGUUAAGGACAGGGAGGCAACUGAAGCUUCCUGGUCAGGGCUACUCCCUGACAUUAGCUGAAGGCCUCUUUGACCCCCUAACAGACCCCGACCGCCUGUACAGAUACAUCUCAGUUACGAAACUUGAGCUGAAUAGGAAUUACUCGGAGUUGACAGAGUUUAUUCUGCUGGGAUUCAGGACAUCUCCAGAAGUGCAGACUCUCUUAUUCUUUCUGUUUUUGCUUAUCUAUAUGGUCAUUGUAUUGGGAAAUAUCAGCAUGUUAAUUGUCAUUAAAAUAGACUCCAGGCUUCAUACACCUAUGUAUUUCUUUCUUCAAAAUUUAUCCUAUUUAGAUCUCUGCUAUUCCACAGUCAUUGCUCCUAAAACUCUAACUACAUUCUUAUCUAAGGAAAAGAAAAUUUCUUACACCGGAUGUGCAACACAGUUCUUCUUCUUUGCUCUUUCUGUUGGGACUGAAGGCUUCCUUCUGGAUGUGAUGGCAUAUGACCGCUGCUCAGCCAUUUGCUCGCCUUUCCUCUAUAAUGUUUGGAUGUUGCAGCAAGCUUGUAUUCAUUUGGUGCCUGGCUCCUACAUCUGUGGGUGCAUCAACUCCAUGGUACAAACAGGUUUCACCUUCAGUUUGCAAUUCUGUGGAGAAAACAGGCUGGACCACUUUUUCUGUGAUGUCCCAGCUCUGAUCAAGAUCUCAUGUGUUGACACUUCUGUGAAUGAGAUUGUGCUAUUUAUUCUCUCUGCCUUCAUCAUCAUCUCCACCACAACUGUCAUUCUGGUUUCCUAUGCAUACAUCCUCUCUACCGUUCUGAAGACUCCUUCCACUCAUGGCAGGAGUAAGACAUUCUCCACCUGUGUUUCCCAUAUCACAGUGUUGAGUCUAUUCUAUGGAACUGUGUUCUUCAUGUAUGCCCAACCCGGGGCCAUCUCCUCACCAAGGAAAAGCAAGAUUGUGGCUGUGUUCUAUACCCUCAUUAUCCCAAUGCUGAAUCCUCUGAUUUACAGCUUGAGGAAUACAGAGAUGAAAAAUGCUUUGAAAAAGACAUUGAGAAAAAUAGCAAUGCAUUGA